Molecule: messenger RNA, 9777 nt
Organism: Cinclus cinclus
Lineage: Eukaryota; Metazoa; Chordata; Aves; Passeriformes; Cinclidae
Gene: TNRC6C
Product: trinucleotide repeat containing adaptor 6C
Exons: 24
Coding region: 742-6621 (1959 amino acids)
Biological process (GO): miRNA-mediated post-transcriptional gene silencing; positive regulation of nuclear-transcribed mRNA poly(A) tail shortening
Cellular component (GO): nucleoplasm; P-body
Molecular function (GO): RNA binding; protein binding
Source: RefSeq, a predicted model, not a curated record
GGAUCCAUCUUAAAACUCUUUUCUGGAUCCCAGAUUCUCUUUUUUGAUUUGCACUUUUUGAAAAACCCUCAGAUGCUCCUCCAUGUGGACUGAGAGCCCAUCAAGACAUACACACGAGAACUCAUCCCGAUCAACUCCAAAUCCUGGCUUUUCGUGGGUUUUGCUGCAACACAUAAAAGCAAACUUGUAUUUAAGACACACUCGUGCAAAAAUUUAGCCGGGGACUUGAACGUGUAUUUUGGUUUCUUGGUCUUGGUUAUUUUUUUUCUUUUUUUUUCUUUUUUUUUUUUUUCCCUUCACUGGAAGUCAGAAGCUUGUUUUGGAAUUGGACCUGCUUUUGCUGCACUUCGCUGGGCUGGAUAACACUGAAGCUCUUUGCUUUUCUACUUGGAUAGUGUUUUCCUGUUGAUCUGUUGGGUUUUUUUUCAUCUCCUGUGUGGCAGACUUUUUUUUUUUCCCUGAGGGGGGGUAAGCAAACGACGACAACAACGAAAAACUUAAUUUUUUUGGCCGUGUGAGAUUUUUUUUCGUAUUCAUAUUCGUGAAAUUACGGGUACACUUACAAGAAAUUAAAAAAAGAAAGCAUUAAAAAUAAGAAAGGAACACGUCAGAAAGACCCCUACACGGUAGACAAAAUACUCGUUUCCUUACAGCAAGACUGAAUCGAAAGCUGCCAAAGAGCCCCAUAAAGAAAAGACUAAAAGGGAGAAAGAACAAGAAACACAAGAAGAGGAACAUUUGAUGGAAGAAAAGAAAAAGAAAAAGCAGGAAGAAAAGAAAAAGAAGGAAGGUGCUCAGAAAAAGGCUGCUGAACAAAAAACCAAAGUGCCAGAACCUAUUAAGACCAGUUUAAGCCAGCCCCAACCUGCCGGUACCGGUACCAGUACUUCCACCAGCACUCUCACCAACAGCAGCAAUGGCAAGCGCGCGUCUGCUAACGGGCAGCAGCCUGCGGCGUCCCGAUACCUGCCCCGAGAGGUGCCUCCCCGCUUCCGCCAGCAGGAACAGAAGCAGCUCCUAAAGAGGGGGCAGCCACUGCCCAGCGGGGCUCUGAGCGCCCCCGGCCCGGCGCCGGGCACGGCAGCAGCAGCAGCCAGCCCUCCUCCUCCUCCUCCUCCUCAGCAGCAUCCCAGCAAGGCCCAGCCAGAUCUCAGCCACAGUGGAUUGGGAGACCAUUAUGAGAAUUCCCACUGGGGACAGCAGCCCGCUUUCAGGAGUGAAGGCAACUGCAGCUGGGAUAAAGUGAUAAUAGACAGGACUGACAAGGAAGCGUGGCCUUCCAUUACCGGAGCUGAGACUGAGUCUGCCUCAGAAUGUACUACAGACACUGACUCUGCCUCCAACUGUGGCUCAGAGAACAGUAGCAUGGCUACAGGGAGUGCCCAAGGCAACUUCACUGGACAUACAAAGAAAACUAAUGGCAAUAAUGGCGCCAACGGAGCACUCGUCCAAAGCACUUCUAACCAGAGUGCCCUUGGAGCUGGUGGAGCAAACGGCAACGGCAGCUCGGCCAGGGUGUGGGGGGUGGCUGCAGGCUCCAGCUCUGGCCUAGCUCACUGCUCUGCCAGUGGUGGGGAUGGAAAGAUGGACAACAUGAUGGGAGACGGUAGAAGUCAGAACUGCUGGGGUGCUUCCAACUCGAAUGCUGGCAUUAAUCUUAACCUUAACCCUAAUGCCAAUCCAGCUGCCUGGCCUGUACUUGGACAUGAAGGAACUGUGGGAGCAGGCAACCCUUCCAGUAUUUGCAGUCCAGUCAGUGCCAUAGGUCAGAACAUGGGCAACCAGAAUGGGAACCCAACAGGCACCUUAGGUGCUUGGGGAAACUUGCUGCCGCAAGAGAGCACAGAACCACAAACGUCCACUUCUCAGAAUGUGUCUUUCAGCGUACAACCUCAGAACCUUAACACUGAUGGACCAAAUAACACUAACCCCAUGAACUCUUCACCAAACCCUAUCAAUGCAAUGCAGACAAACGGACUGCCGAACUGGGGGAUGGCCGUGGGCAUGGGGGCCAUCAUCCCGCCCCACCUGCAAGGCCUUCCUGGUGCUAACGGAACAGCGGUUUCUCAAGUCAGCGGGGGCGGUGGUGAAGGAAUGGGCAGUUCAGUAUGGGGGAUGUCCCCAGGUAAUCCUGCCACAGGAAACAGCAAUUCUGGGUUCAGUCAGGGGAAUGGCGACACUGUGAACUCAGCAUUAAGUGCUAAACAAAACGGAUCCAGCAGUGCUGUGCAAAAGGAAGGAAACGGAGCGAACGCGUGGGACUCGGGGCCUCCCUCUGGCCCCGGGGUCCUGGCGUGGGGCAGGGGCGGUGGCGGGGUUGGCAGUGUGCAUUCUGGAGCCUGGGGCCACCCCAACCGCAGCGCCAGCAACGGUGUCAACGGGGAGUGGGGCAAGCCCCCAAACCAGCAUUCCAAUAGCGACAUCAAUGGGAAAGGAUCAACAGGGUGGGAUAGCUCGAGUGUUACCGGUCCGAAUCCUGCCAUGCAGCAGGGCAAUGAACAAAUGAACUCUUGGGCCAAAGCUGCAGCAUCUGGCACCACGGCUAGUGAAGGAAGCAAUGACAGCGGUGGGAGUCAAAAUGAAGUCAGUACCGGGAGGGAGGGGGCUGGAGAGGGAAGGAGGAGAGACAAAGGGAUGAUAGACCAAGGGCAAGUUCAGUUGCCAAGAAAUGACCUUGACCCCAGGGUCCUGUCCAAUACAGGGUGGGGACAGACCCCUGUGAAGCAAAACACUGCCUGGGAAUUUGAAGAGUCCCCAAGGUCUGAACGGAAGAAUGACAAUGGAACUGAGGCCUGGGGUUGUGCAGCUACUCAAUCUUCAAACUCAGGGGGGAAGAACGAUGGGUCCAUCAUGAACAGUACAAAUACCUCUUCAGUAUCUGGGUGGGUCAACUCUCCACCGGCAGCUGUUCCAACAAAUACAGGUUGGGGAGACAAUAACAACAAAGCACCAAAUGGCCCAGGGGGGUGGGGAGAGUCAGCAAGCUCUACUACUGUUAAUAAUGCUGCUGCUGCCAAAAGCGGCCACGCUUGGAGUGGGACCGCAAAUCAGGAGGACAAAUCACCUACCUGGGGUGAACCUCAGAAACCCAAAUCUCAAAACUGGGGAGAUGGACAGAAAUCAAAUCCAAGCUGGACUUCAGGAGGUGGAGACUGGACAGAUUCAUCAUCUGUUCCUGGACACUUGGGUGACGGGAAGAAGAAUGGAUCUGGAUGGGAUUCUGAUAAUAGAUCGGGGUCUGGCUGGAAUGAUUCCACAAAGUCUGGGACCAGUGGGUGGGGGAAUGGCACAAACAGCAAGGCUAAUACAGGUACAAGUUGGGGGGAAUCUUUAAAGCCAGGCCCCCAACAAAAUUGGGCUAAUAAACCCCAGGACAACAAUGUGAGUAACUGGGGAGGAGCUGCUUCUGUAAAACAGACGGGGUCAGGGUGGGUUGGUGGGCCAGUGCCAGCCAAACAAAAAGAGAACUGUGAGGCAACUGGCUGGGAAGAGCCAUCUCCACCGUCCAUUCGCCGCAAGAUGGAAAUCGAUGACGGUACCUCAGCUUGGGGCGACCCAAAUUACAACAACAACAAGACUGUAAACAUGUGGGAUAGAAAUAAUCCUAUAAUUCAGAGCAGUACCACAACCAACACCACCACCACUAGCACCAUUAUCAACACCAACAUGGUUGAACCUCAGCCAUCGCACCAGUCAAGUGCCCAGCCGAACCGGUCCCCGCUGCUCGGCCCAGGCUGGGGAGAGAUGCCUGCUGUCCACACCAAGAGCGAAGCUUCCUGGGGAGAGCCCUCCUCCCCUUCUGCUGCAGUUGACAAUGGCACUUCGGCGUGGGGGAAGCCCCCCAGCAGUGGGACCGGGUGGGGAGAGAAUCCUGCCGAGCCAGCAGGGACCUAUGGAAGAACAAACACUCCAGCUGCUGCCCCAGCACUGUGCAAACCAGCUUCAAAAUCUAUGCAAGAAGGCUGGGGCAGUGGUGGGGAUGAAGUGAAUCUCAGUACUAGUCAGUGGGAAGAUGAAGAAGGAGAUAUGUGGAAUAAUACUGCUUCACAAGAGAGCAGCUCCUCCUGUAAUUCCUGGGGGAAUGCCCCGAAGAAAGGACUUCAAAAGCCCAAAACAAAUCCGCGCUUGUCCCUUGGUACUUUCUGGAGAACUGAAAGGAAGAGACUUCUUAAGGAUUUUGUGAUAGAAAAGCUGCACAGAGAUCUUUUAAAGGGCAUGAAGACAUCUAGCAAGCAGGAUGAGGCCUGGAUCAUGAACCGUCUGAUAAAACAGCUCACAGACAUGGGCUUCCCUAGAGAGCCAGCAGAAGAGGCCUUGAAGAGCAACAGUAUGAAUCUCGAUCAGGCCAUGAGUGCUCUGCUGGAAAAGAAGGUGGAAAUGGACAAGCGUGGAAUGGGAGUGACCGACUAUAACGGAAUGGUCACCAAACCCCUUGGCUGCCGCCCACCACCAAUCUCCAAAGAGUCUUCCAUGGACCGCCCCACCUUCCUCGACAAGGAUGGCGGCCUAGUGGAAGAGCCCACUACUUCACCAUUUUUGCCUUCACCAAGCCUGAAGCUCCCCCUUUCAAACAGUGCACUCCCUAAUCAGACCCUGGGCGGGAUUGCCUCAGGGCUGGGCAUGCAAAACUUGAAUUCUUCUAGACAGAUACCGAGUGGCAAUCUGGGUAUGUUUGGCAAUAGCGGAGCAGCACAAGCCAGGACCAUGCAACAGCCGCAGCAACCGCCAGUGCAACCUCUUAAUUCAUCCCAGCCUAGUCUUCGUGCUCAAGUGCCUCAGUUUCUAUCCCCUCAGGUUCAAGCACAGCUUUUGCAGUUUGCAGCAAAAAACAUUGGUCUCAGCCCUGCACAGUUAACCUCGCCAAUUAAUAAUCCUCAGCAUAUGACGAUGUUGAACCAGCUCUAUCAGCUGCAGCUGGCAUACCAACGUUUACAAAUCCAGCAGCAGAUGUUACAGGCUCAGCGCAACGUUUCCGGACCCAUGAGACAACAGGAGCAGCAAGUUGCACGUACAAUCAAUAACAUGCAGCAGCAGAUCCAGCAGCACCAGCGCCAGCUGGCCCAGGCCCUGCUUAUGAAGCAGCAGCCUCCCCCUCCACAUCUAUCUUUGCACCCCUCUGCAGGCAAAUCAGCCAUGGAUAGCUUUUCACCCCAUCCCCAGGCUCCCGGCCUUCCUGACCUGCAGACCAAAGAGCAGCAGUCUUCACCGAACACCUUUGCUCCUUACCCUCUUGCUGGACUGAACCCGAACAUGAAUGUAAAUAACAUGGACAUUACUGGUGGUUUGUCAGUGAAGGACACUUCUCAGUCCCAGUCUCGCCUUCCUCAGUGGACACACCCCAACUCAAUGGAUAAUCUGUCUAGUGCUGCUUCUUCUCUUGACCAGAACUCCAGCAAGCACGGUGCUAUCCCUGGAGGUUUGAGUAUUGGUCCUCCAGGAAAGUCCUCCCUUGAUGACUCCUACGGCCGCUAUGAUCUGAUCCAGAACAGUGAGUCUCCUGCCAGCCCACCUGUAGCUGUUCCUCACAGCUGGUCACGUGCCAAAUCUGAUAGUGAUAAGAUUUCCAAUGGCUCCAGCAUAAACUGGCCACCAGAGUUUCACCCAGGAGUGCCAUGGAAAGGACUGCAGAAUAUUGAUCCUGAAAAUGACCCCGAUGUUACUCCUGGCAGUGUUCCAACUGGGCCUACCAUAAACACCACGAUCCAAGAUGUGAAUCGCUAUCUGCUCAAGAGUGGAGGGUCAUCCCCAACAUCAUCUCAGAAUGCCACGCUGCCUUCAUCGAGUGCCUGGCCGCUUAGUGCCUCCGGCUACAGUAGCUCUUUCAGCAGCAUUGCAUCUGCACCUAGCAUUGCAGGUAAACUGUCAGACAUCAAGUCCACGUGGUCCUCUGGCCCGAUCUCUCACACGCAAGCCUCUCUGUCCCACGAGCUCUGGAAGGUGCCCAGAAACACUACAGCUCCAACAAGACCUCCUCCAGGCUUAACCAACACCAAGCCAUCCUCCACGUGGGGUGCCAGUCCCCUGGGCUGGACCAGCUCUUACUCCUCUGGUUCUGCAUGGAGUACUGACAGCUCAGGGAGAACAAGCAGCUGGCUGGUUCUUCGGAACCUCACCCCCCAGAUCGAUGGUUCCACACUGCGGACCCUGUGUUUGCAGCACGGCCCUCUCAUCACAUUCCACUUGAACCUGACCCAAGGGAAUGCUGUGGUCCGAUACAGCUCCAAGGAGGAAGCAGCCAAGGCCCAGAAGUCUCUGCACAUGUGUGUCCUGGGCAACACCACGAUCCUGGCGGAGUUUGCUGGUGAGGAAGAAGUGAAUCGUUUCCUGGCGCAGGGGCAGGCGCUGCCGCCCACCUCCAGCUGGCAGUCCAACACUGGAUCCACCCCGAGCCGCCUGGGCUCCUCGGGCAGCUCCCACGGGCUGGUGCGCCCCGACACCGGCCACUGGAACCCCCCGUGCCUGGGGGGCAAGGGCAGCAGUGACCUGCUCUGGGGGGGGGUGCCCCAAUACUCCAGCAGCCUUUGGGGUCCCCCCAGCGCCGACGACGGCAGAGUCAUCGGGAGCCCCACGCCCCUCAACACCCUCCUGCCGGGGGAUCUGCUCAGCGGGGAGUCCAUCUAGGAGAUGAGAAAACAGAGUGGAAAUAACAAUCAUCAGCACUAAAGGAAAACUAAAAUCUAAAAAAAAAAAAAAAAUAAAAUAAUAAUUUUAAAAAUAAAAAAAAAAAAGUAAUGGUAACCCUUUCCAGUCCCGGGCUUGAUGAAGAAUCCAGCUUUAACCCAUGAGACUGGCAGCCCUCCUUAGUACCUCUGUCCAAUAUCGAAUCUGAAACUGCAGAAGUCCUUGUGAACUGUUCCUGAAACAGUAUGGGCUCCUUUGGUCAGUGUCACAUGCUAAUGACAGGUUUUACUUUUUUCAUGGCUUUUUUUUUUUUUUUAAUGUCGUCUUUUUAUGUUUGUAUGGUGAUUUUUCAAAACCAAGUAUAAAAGCUGCUUAGAAUAGGUCUACCAUGAAGGGCACUUUUCAGAAUUUGGGCUGGAAAGGGUUAUUUUAUCAACUGGGGGGGUGGGAAGGGGAAAUGAAAGCCUAUUUAAAUGAGCCUGUGACUAUUAUGCACAUUACAGAGGCGGACCCAAUAAUCAGAAAGGGUGAAGUGUGAUAUUUUACCAUUGGUACAGAAAAGUGACGAAUCCAAGUGGCAACUCUGGACUGUACAGGUUGAGAGGGGGGGGAGGGAGGGCAGGGUUGGGGUAUCUCUGUGUCCACUACUCCCAUGGAUCUGCCUAUGCACAUUACCCUUGUUUCAUUACUUUUUCAUGUCAUUUUUUUAAUCCCAAAAAAUAUAAAAAGUAAAAAAAAAAUGAAUUAAAAAAAUCAACAAAGAAACAAAAAAAAAAUACUUAAAAAAAAAAAGCAACAAACCAUAUCAACAUGCAAAUACUUGAAUCCAGCAGGCCAAUAACAAAAUGUGAACACUUUCUAAGUUGAAUUAUUACACUUCCAGGUCAGCAUCAGUACACAAAAAACAGGCUCUAAGAAUUUUUUUUAAAGUUCAGACUCUAUGUUUUUGUUGGGACAGAUGUGAGUGAGUGAGUGUGUGUGUGUGUGUGUGUGUGUGUGCACGCCCACGUGUGGUUUAACUCAACGUGUGAAGUUUUUUCCUUUGGUUCAGUAUAUGCUUUUUAUUUGCUCAUUGGUCAAAUGUUUAAUUGUUAUUAGCUUCUAACUUUGCACUGAGUGUCCGCAGCCCUUCUUGUAGCUAAUCCUGUAAUGGUAAAAUCACACAAAAAACAAAAAAAGAAAAAAAAAAAAAAGGAGGAAAAAAAAAAAAAAAAGGAAAGAAACUGAUAGAAGGGGCCGGCGACAAUUCACGUGUAAAUGUUUACUCAAGGACUCUUAUUGCAUUUUAAAAAUUACAGUGUGUAUCUCUGGAGAAUAAUAUGUAUAUCUACCUUUAGCGGCUUUUUAUUGUGGACUAAUGCAAGAAAAUUAUUACCGGAGUAUUGCACCAUUUUUCCAUUCGGAAUAUAAAGUUUAAAAAAAUACUCUUGUUGAACUGUGGCCAUAGAUAAUUGUAAAGAGUUGAUAGUUCCCUUGCAAGCAGGAACAGAAACAAGCACUUGGACAUAAGUUUUGACUGCUUUUGGAGGAGCCAGGAGUUUUGGCUCCCACCUGUUUACAGACCUUUUUUUCUCCUUCAAACUUUAAAAUAAAAAAAAGGAAUUUAAAAAAAAAAAAAAAAAGAGAAAAAACAAAACAAACAAACAAAAAAAAGACUUCCAUCGUAAAGAAAACUAUUUUCAGAAUGAAGAUAUGCUACUUCAGAGCUCUGGGAUUGAACAGUGUUGUUGUAUUAUCCUUUUCUUUGGCCAUUGCUGUGUACUAUUUUUGUUGUUGUUUUCCUCCUCUUCGUCAAAGUGGCGAAAACUUUGUGAUCACUAUCUUGCACAUGGUGGAAGAUGUCUCAGGAAAGCCGGGUUUCCCGAGGAGCAACUCCACACCAUUUCAUGUAUUUUUAAAACCCAACUCCUAGCACUGAAGAUAUUAUUAAAAAACAAAAUAAAAUAAAAAAAAAAGACAGUAAGAAAGAAGAAAAUACCUAAUCUAAUGUGUAGCAGUUACAUAUUUACCAAAUAAUGGACUCAAAAGAAAUAGAUGUUUGAAGAGUGCUUUAUAUAUUAAAAAAUCGCUUUAUGUUUAAAAAAAGAUCAAUGUUUUUGAUUGUUUUGAAAGGAAGAAAGACAAUGGAAUAACAUACACUUCAAGUAUGUUUUAAAAAUUAUAUGAACAUUGUGCUCCCUGCCUGCUUGGAUCAGGAAACUUGUGCAUUACAUUUUUUUUUUUUUUUGGGAAGAUUAGCUUUUUAAUGGUUUUAUCAGAUUUAAAGGGUCCUGCAAGAUUGCAAAUUAACAAAAGCUGGUUUUAUAGAGGAUCAUGAACUAUGCACAAACUGGGUUCAAGACUUGUUUUGUUUUGUUUUUUUUUCCUCAAGUUUUAGUAGUGUAUUUAGCUGAAUAACCUUUCCUCAGAGUAAUUGCAUCUCAUUGCCAUUACACGCCUCCUACAUAUAUAUUUUAUAUAUAUAUAUACACACACACACUUAUAUAAAAUAUGUAUGUGUGUAUGUGCGUGUUUACAUACAGUUUUCCAUGCUGAAGUUUAGCAUUGAGUUGUAGAAAAACUCCUGAUAUUUUCAAAUUGGGAAUGAAAAUUUCUGUUCAAGGGGUGGGUUGGGGGGGGACGGGACAGGUGGGUUUUGUUUUUAGGGGGCUUUUUUUUUUUUUUUGCCUUUCCUUUUGAAUUAAAGAUGUCUGUAACUCUGAGAUUAAAAAGAAAACCAACAAUUGUGGCUUUUAAUGUUUAUUCUCCUCAUAGAAUGUGAUUGUUAAAAGAACAUGCACCGAAAGUUGCUUUCAAGAGUACGAAGAUUCUUUGAAACUUAAUAAAUUGCAGUUUUUUUCUUGGCUGUUGAAAUAAUGUGUAUUUUUCUUUUGUGCAGGGGAUACUAAUUAUAUAUAUAUAUUGUUAAAUCUGUGAAGGUAUUUCAUGGAAGGAGUUUUAAUUUUGAAUGAGAAUUCCAUGUACAGCCAGGCAAAGCCCUCCUGUUGUGGUCGCCCCUCUGCACUCUGCUGGUGACACUCAUGAGCUUUUCCAUCAACACUUUGCACAUCUCAUCCAGGAGCAGCAGAACCCAUUUUUGUGUUCAGAUUCUGCUUUUCUCAUUUAUCCAUGUUCUUCAGUAACACAGUGGGUUGAGUUUGUUACCCCUUCCAGCCA